Molecule: messenger RNA, 1131 nt
Organism: Manihot esculenta (cassava)
Lineage: Eukaryota; Viridiplantae; Streptophyta; Magnoliopsida; Malpighiales; Euphorbiaceae
Exons: 3
Coding region: 1-1131 (376 amino acids)
Source: RefSeq, a predicted model, not a curated record
AUGGUAGACUGCUAUUCAGGUAGCCUCGAAUUCAACCCAGAAAUUGAGAAAAUCGCAAGGAAACUGAGAAAAGAGGUUGCUGCAGUUGAAGAGGAGAUCGCGAUUGAAGAACAGGUUGUUGUCGACGAACAGGUCGUGGGCACGAAGGAAACAGCAUCUAACCCGGACGAUACCUCUGGUGAAUCUGACGUGGAAGAGCAAAUGGCUGAAGAACAAGCAAUACAGGACGUUGACAAUGUGGAUGACCCUCAACCCCUUUGCUUCGUCUAUCCUGCACUAAAUGCACCACUUGAGCUAAAAUCAGGAUUAAUUCAUCUCCUCCCCAUCUUUAGAGGAAUUGAAAGGGAAGAUCCUCAUAGACACUUGAAAGAGUUCCAUGUGGUAUGCUCCAGCAUGAGACCACAAGGAGUUACAGAAGAACAAAUCAAGCUAAGGGCAUUUCCUUUUUCUCUAGCUGACAAUGCAAAAGACUGGUUGUACUACCUACCUCCGGGUUCAGUCACCACAUGGGGAGAAAUGGUAAAAUUAUUUUUAGAUCAAUUCUUUCCUGCUUCUAGAGCAUCUGCAAUAAGAAGAGAAAUAUCAGGAAUUAAGCAAAAGGAAACAGAAACUCUCCAUGACUAUUGGGAGAGAUUUAAACGUCUAUGUGCUAGCAGUCCUAGGCAUGAAAUCUCAGAUAAACAACUUAUGCUUCACUUUUAUGAGGGACUCACAACCAUGGAAAGACGUAUGAUAGAUGCUGCAAGUGGCGGUGCGAUACGCAAAAGAACACCCCGAGAAGCUAGGGAAUUGAUAUCUACGAUGGCUGCAAAUUCACAACAAUUUGUACCUGUACAAGACUCUCAUAGGAGAGUUUUUGAGGUAAGCAAUUAUUCUGUUGAGUCUAAACUUUCUCAUCUAACCACUUUAGUUGAAAAUCUUGUUGCAGAGAAGGUACAACAAGCCAAAACUUGUGGAAUUUGCGCUAAUACGAGUCAUCCCACUGAUAUGUGCCCAUCACUUCAAGAGGACGACCAGCAUAUGGAUGCUGUCAACGGGUUUCCAGGUCCUCCACAAAGAAAGUACGAUCCUUUCUCAAAUACGUACAACCCAGGAUGGCGAAAUCACCCGAACUUUAGCUAUAAACAAUAA